Artibeus jamaicensis (Jamaican fruit-eating bat) is the source of this 3132-nucleotide messenger RNA. RefSeq names its product PWWP domain containing 3B (gene PWWP3B). The record is from RefSeq and is a predicted model, not a curated record. Lineage: Eukaryota; Metazoa; Chordata; Mammalia; Chiroptera; Phyllostomidae. The transcript is spliced from 6 exons. Bases 752 to 2821 code for a protein of 689 amino acids.
AUCUUGGGGGAGGGGCUGUAUUUCACGAGGCUGCAGCUGACAAGAAGCUUCAAGGUUAAUGCCAGAGAUGUACAUGACCUAGGGAAUGUGCAUGUGAAGCCAUCUGAAUCCCAAAAAGGAAGUACAACCAUAGAAGCAUCAACCAGGAAGAAGGUCCUGCUGGACAAGCAGCUGGAGUGAGAAUCAAAGCAACGGGAUUAUUGGACUGGGCCCUCCAAAGUCCAUGUGACAUUGUUCAGGGAGGGGCCUUUUGUCUUCUCUAUCACAGGGAGGAGGCAGAGCAUUCUCUAAAGAAGCUUGGAAGCAUUCGGUUCCUGGACAGUCUUGGUAGAGGGACUGCAUUUCAGGAGGCUGCUGCUUACAAAAAGCUUCAAGUGGACAUUUUCCUGGACUUGAUCAAGUGUGUAACCUGGUUGCUGUGUUGGCUACAGCCCUAUGUGUGUCCUCCUUGCAGCUGAUUCUUUCAAACAACAGUGAAAAUCAAAACAACUAGAUCAAAGGAACCGAUCUUCUGUGAUCCAUGUAAUACUGGUAUCUUCCAUAUCGACCUAUAUAAACAACAAGAUCAAGCAUACUUGGGAAAAUCUACUGGAGGAGAACAGGCUACAAGCUAUAAAUAGUUUGUAGUUCUGAGACAAAGGAGAUUUUGGUGAGAGUGUUGUUUUUGGUAGGAACAGCCUUAGCGGUGAGAAGAAUAGACAUACACCUCAGUGUCUGAUAACAAUCUUUUAACACACAAAUCUAAAUCACAAUGGAUGCUGAAUAUGUCUUAUGCAAUUGGAAAGACCAGUUCUGGCCAGCAAAAGUUUUAUCCAGAUCUGAGACUUCAUCAAACAGUAAGAGAAAAAAGACAUUUUUCCUAGAAGUUCAAAUACUUUCACUAGGUGAAAAAAUUAAAGUGGAAAGCACAGAAACAAAAAUCCUAAAUAAAUCUCAAAUUGAAGCCAUUGCCUCCUCAUUGGCAGCACAAUCAGAGGGCAAUUCACCUAGAGAUGAAACAGCUUAUGAAAGGUCACUAAAAGUGGCACUGGGUGUUCUGAAUGAGAGAACAAAUUUGAAUCAAGCAAGCAGUUCAGAUGAAGAGAGCACUACACUGUCUCAACAUGUAUCACAAAAGCUUUCUGAUUUACCCCCUCGUAAAAAGUAUCGGAAGCAUAAAGGAGACUUGUCGAAGUAUCUUGAGGAAAGUGAAAAUCAAACAUCCCUGUUAGUAUCUUCAGAGAGUGAUGACUCCCUAUAUGAUGAAAAACCACAGGUGCAUGCAACCAUUGAUACUAUUCCAAGUGAGAUGGAAACAAAGUUAUCACCAAACUCCAGAUGGUGCCAAACAUUCCCUUCAAUUUCAGAAGAAGAUGAAAAGGAGGACAAAAAAAAUAUUGACAUCGUGUCUUUGCAUUCCACAAUCAAAGAAGAAGAUGCUUAUGUUAAGGAAGAGAAGUUCACUCCAACUUCACCAUCAGAUAUCUUAAUUGUGCCCAAAGCUUUGAAAGAGGAGCCAGAGGACAUCUGCCCAGAAACCCUGGCUGUUUCCCCUGAAUUCCCUACCUUCUCAGACUCAGAGAAUAUUGAUGAUCCUGGAGAGGGUCCCUCGAAUUCAUGCUUAAAUACCAGCCAGAAUCAACUUGUGGAAUCAGGGAUGGGUGCUGUGGUGUCCUCACAGCAUUGUUCAUGGGAAUGUCAGCUUUCAUAUAGUGCUUUUAAUUGUGUCAUGGAUUCUUCACUUAUUGGGAAUAAUGAAAGAAGUCUUCAGAGUGUGGAUUUGGAGGAACAUGGGGAAGAACUUCAAGCUUCUGAUAAGUCAGUACCUCAAAAUCCUAUUGAUACUUCUGUAUAUGAUGAUGAUGAUGAUGAUGAAGAUGAAGUACUUCCACGCCUUGUUUUUAAUUACGAACCACGUUCAUUUGAAACAGGUAUGAUAGUCUGGUUUAAAUAUAAAAAAUAUCCAUUUUGGCCAGCAGUGGUGAAAAGCAUCAGGCGAAAAGAGAAAAAAGCAAGUGUGCUUUUUGUUGAGGCAAGCAUGAAUCCUGAAAAGAGAGGCAUUAGAGUGCCUUUGAGAAGAUUAAAGAAAUUUGACUGUAAAGAGAAACAAGAACUAGUGGAGAAAGCCAAGGAGGAUUACAGUGAAAGUAUUGACUGGUGCAUCUCGCUGAUUUGUGACUACAGAGUUAGAAUAGGUUGUGGUUCUUUUACAGGUUCUUUCCUUGAAUAUUAUGCUGCUGACAUUAGUUAUCCAAUCAGAAAAGUAAUCAAACAGGAUACCUUCAGGAACUUAUUUCCAAAGCUGCACAAUGAAGAUUCUAUGGAACCAAUGGCCAUGACUUCCCAGACCAAGAAAAUGUCCUUCCAAAAAAUUCUCCCUGACCGAAUGAAAGCAGCUCGGGAUCGAGCCAAUAAGAACCUAGUGGACUUCAUUGUGAAUGCAAAAGGAACAGAGAACCAUCUUCUAUCCAUUUUAAAUGGCACAAAAGGGUCCAGGUGGUUGAAAUCAUUUUUGAAAGCAAAGAGGUUCACUCCCUGUAUUGAAACAUACUUUGAGGAUGAAGAUCAGUUGGAUGAAGUGGUGAAAUAUUUACAAGAAGUCUACAAACAAGUAGAUGAAAGAAUGCUGGCUCUGAUAAGAGAUGAUAAAAUUAAAUUUAUCCUAGAAGUUCUUCUGCCAGAAGCAAUUAUUUGUUCAAUUUCUGCUGUUGAUGGCUUGGAUUACAAGGCAGCAGAAGCAAAGUAUCUAAAAGGACCAUCUCUAGGAUAUAGGGAAAGAGAGUUAUUUGAUGCUAAAAUCAUAUUUGAAAAGAGACGGAAACCAUCAACAAAAGCUCACUAAAUUACCUAAGCACCCAAAUUAUAACAGGAAGCUUUCAUAGAUACUAAUUAAAAUAAAUCUCUCUAACAUAUGUUUUCCAGAAAUGAGCAACUUUAGGUAAUAUGUUCACUUUUUUUGAUCUCUGUGAUCUGUGAAUAUUACUACAUUAACAUUUUCUUUCUCGUGCUUCUUCAAUGGCCAUUUUAUCGACAAAUUUCAGCAGCUCUAAUGUCUCGUACAUUUCUAGAAUUCAUAACACCUAGAUAAUUUUUAAGGGAAAGUACUGUUUUGUUUUCUUGACAUAUUUGUGUCUAUGCUGUAUAUUAAUUAUA